This is a messenger RNA of Apis cerana (Asiatic honeybee), 2208 nucleotides long. RefSeq names its product proton-coupled amino acid transporter-like protein pathetic. Gene Ontology annotation, biological process: amino acid transmembrane transport. The record is from RefSeq and is a predicted model, not a curated record. Gene Ontology annotation, molecular function: L-amino acid transmembrane transporter activity. Gene Ontology annotation, cellular component: vacuolar membrane. Lineage: Eukaryota; Metazoa; Arthropoda; Insecta; Hymenoptera; Apidae.
AGAAAAUAAUUUUAACCAAAUUCAAGUUGUUAAAACAGUUAUCUUAUUUUACAUAGUUAUCAUAGUCAUAUUUAUUCGCUUUUUUUUAUAUUUGUGUAAGUUAUAUAAGUAAUAAAUAAUAUAAUUCUUUUAGUAAUCACUGUACUAUAUAAAUCUACGAAAAUAAAAAUGAAUUGUCGGCUAAUUUAGUUUACAAGGAAAUCGAAAUUUAAUUUAGCAGCAGACAGGAAUUCCUUAAAAAAUUAUUUCCUUGUCUACUCAUCGAAGGACACAGUAAUUCAUGAUACAAUAAAAGUCAAAAUAAGAAGGAAGACACUUUGAAAAACGUUCAUUUUUUGUAUGCUCAAACAAUAAUAAAAAAUAUCGAUUCCUUAUCAACAAAGAAUCAUAAAAAUCUAUUUUCUCAUUCGAGGAUCGCCAUUAACACCGAUAUAUGUGUACGAGGUCGUCGAUUGAAAUUCAACUGCCUUCGCGUAUCAUCGUUGGAAGUCCGGGAACGAAACUUCCGGAUAUUUCAUCGAAGGAAAAAGAAGGGGAAGGACCUUGUAAGAGUUCUAUACACAGAAGUGAAACGUAUGGAAGAUUUGAAUCAGGAAGAAGAGUAUGAUCCCACCAAACAUCGUGCACCAGAAGCAAUGACGUCAGAUUUCAUUGCGUUGCUGCAUCUAUUCAAAUCUUCUUUGGGCAAUGGUAUAUUUUUUUUACCAUAUGGAUAUAGACGAACUGGUUAUAUUGUGGCAAUAUUCUGUGGUUUCUUUAUUGGUAUAUUGUACAUGCACAUGAUUUGUACAUUGGUGCAAUGCUCUCAGAUAUUGUGCAGGCGCAAUCGUGUACCGAUGUUGGAUUUCGCCAAAACAGCGGAGGCCUCGUUUCUCAGUGGUCCACCGAAGAUUCAAAAGUAUGGGAGAACGUUCGGCGUCUUGAUUAAUGUGGUCGUUUGCCUCGUACAUUUCCAGGGCACCGCGAUAUCCAUCCUUUAUGCAUCCACUUUGUUCCAGCAAAUGAUCGAAUAUUUCUCCGAAGUCGAAUUGAAUCUUCGAUUCUACAUAAUUGGGAUGUAUCCAUUUACCUGUUUAUUUGGUUUUCCAAGUUUCAAGUAUCUGGCGCCAUUGACCAUGCUCGGUUCCAUAUUCAUAUUGAUAGGCAUUGCCGUCACCUUGAAUUAUCUCAUCGAGGAUUUUCCUGAUCCGAACAGAUUGGAAACUUUCACUCAACUGCUACCAAUCCCUUCGUUCUGCAACUUAUUCCUGUACGCUCUGCACAACUUGACCGUGACCAUGCCGCUCGAGAACAGGAUGAGGACUCCGCACAACUUGCAACGAAUGUUAAUACUCAAUGUAUCGUUUAAUGUCUUAUUGUACACGACAUUCGGGUUCCUCGGUUACAACAAAUAUAUGCACGAUGUCUACGACACUGUAGUCAAGAAUCUACCCGUCGACGUACCACUCACGCAAACAGUGAAAAUAACCGUUGGCCUGGCUGCUACAUUCUCGUUUGGAAUAGCUUAUUUUGUACCAAUUUCAAUAAUAUUGCCCAAGAUCCAAAAAAGAUUUGGCAAAAUAACUGAAUAUUAUGAUGAAAAUAUCUUCCGUAUAAUUGGAGCAACCGCAACGACAAUAUUGGCAAUUGCAAUUCCGCAAAUGUUGCCUCUACUCGGAUUUCUUGCAGCGUUAAGCAUGACCACGAUUAUAGUAUUGAUCCCUAUAGUGAUAGAAACAGCGACGAAAUGGGAGACUGCCACUCGAUUUCUUCUCGUAAAAAACAUUGUUAUUUUUAUAAUAUGGAUGGUGUUGUUCAGUUUUGGAAUAAUCGAGAGUGCAAUAACGAUCAUCAAAGAAUACAAAUGAAUACGAUGCGAAAGAGAAAGGAUGCUGAUUAUCGAAGUUGAUUAAUGAAAAUGGCACUAAUUCUCUCUGCUGCAUGCAUCUAUGAAGAGAAUCGAAGAAAGUGCAAAAUCUAUUCGCAACCCGAUAGAUUACUUUGCAACACAAAAGUGUACAAUCUUACGGUACAAUUUAACUGCAAAUUUCAUUCAUCAUUGUUUUAUUGAUUUAAUCCUUUGUUUAUUAUUUUAUCCAAAUAGAAAAUACAUAACAGAGGAAAGUUAGAAAUACUUGAAGCAAGAGACAAUGAGACAAAGAUAAAUAAGAUAUUGUUAUGUGUAUAAAUAUAUAUUUGUAUUAAAAAUAUAAUAUUGAUAUUUAUUGA